AUGCGUAAGUUAUUGAUACUUGCACUACUGUUAUAUGACAUCGUUGCUUUGGCUACGAGAUCGGGUAAUUUCGAUUAUGAUGAUAUUGAUGGCAUUAAAAGGCAUUCAUUCUUCGAUGAGAGACGAAACUGGAGAAAGAAAGCCUUGCUAAAACAUUCAGAAUUUGAACACAAAAACUGGGAUGAUAAACGAAGGCAUGAUUAUAAUACUGCCAGAUAUUUAGAUGAACACGAAGCGAAAUUGUUUAGUAAUAUCGAUGGACUACGAGACCUAGACUUCACAUCAAAUUUUAGAGGACAAAAACAUUACGACGAGCCAGAUAAGGGUACUAUGUUCAAGAGCAGUGAAAUACAUUCUUCAGCAUAUUUGAAAAAAGAUACAGAUGAAAAGAAUAUUAUUAGUUCCAUAAACUGUGAAAGGCCACAUGAAAAAUAUGAAAAUUGUUUCGCGGGGUGUGCAGCAAUCACAUGUGACAAUCCACGCGAUAGGUUACGGCCAUGUUAUCCAUUUUGCGAGGCUGGCUGCAUUUGUGUGUCUCCAUACAUACGAGAUGAUCGAACGCAUAAAUGUGUUUUACCCGAUGACUGUAGCAGAGGACUAAAAGGCAUUCCUGACCUUGGAGAUGAAACGUGA
Achroia grisella is the source of this 633-nucleotide messenger RNA. RefSeq lists its product as uncharacterized. The transcript has 5 exons. The record is from RefSeq and is a predicted model, not a curated record. The coding region runs from base 1 to 633 and encodes 210 amino acids. Lineage: Eukaryota; Metazoa; Arthropoda; Insecta; Lepidoptera; Pyralidae.